AUGUCGUGGGAUAGCAUUAUCAAUGGCAACCUUCUCGGAACUGGUUUCGUCAGCAAAGCGGCCAUCUGCGGAUUCGACGGAUCCAUCUGGGCUAAAAGUGCUAAUUUCAACAUCUCCGCUGAAGAAGCUGUUAACGCCGGAAAAGCUUUCUCCAAUAAGGAGGCUCUUCUUGGAACUGGAAUGCGUUUGGAGGGACAAAAAUACGUUGUAUUGAAUGUUGAUGAUGAAAGAGUUAUUGGAAAACAAGGAUCUGCGGGUUUCUUCAUAUACAAGACAACGACAGCUGUCAUCAUUUCUAUUUACGAAGGUGGGCUUCAACCAGAACAAUGCAGCAAGUGCACAGGAGCUUUGGCUGACUACUUUAAAAAGAUCAACUAUUGA
Molecule: messenger RNA, 381 nt
Organism: Caenorhabditis bovis
Lineage: Eukaryota; Metazoa; Nematoda; Chromadorea; Rhabditida; Rhabditidae
Source: the annotation of a GenBank genome assembly